AUGCCGCUCCCUCCUCGGCCGCCCAUGACCUCGAAAGAGGCUAAGCGAGCUCACAAGAAGGACCCUAUCAAGUUCAAGUUCACUGCCUCUCAAUUGAGACGAGCAGAGCGAGCCGAUGAGCUCGAAGCCCGUCGCCAGGAUGUCGAAGGUAAAGAGCGCAAACGUAAGGCCAAUCGUCGUCAGCGCGAGGAGAAGGAGGCCAGGGAUCGAGAAGCCCAGCAAAAGUUGCUUCAGGAAGGACGGAUCUCGGUUGAGGAUACCUGGGGAAAGGUGACGGCGAGUCAACCUCGACUCAACGCGUUCUUCUCGAGGCCGAUCUCGAAGCCUAAAGGAAAAGCGACAGCUAUCGCUAGGACAGCAACAGAGACCGAGAACGAGGAUGAAGUUCUGGAAAACAACGAGUCAGCCGAGCCAUCGCCAGCGAAGUCCCAAGGGAGCAUCGAGUACGAUUCACAGGGGGACACCUUGGUCGACAAGACUGCGUUGGACAUCCUGAAUGUUGAAGACGAGUUGUCGGACGCUGACCUGCUCAAAGCCUUGUCGCCGACCCCACGUGACCUUGUCGCGGACAACAAGCACGGUCUUCCAUGCUUAGCACCUGUUUCACUACAAUCCAAGCUCAGCGGACCACGUUCACUCAUUUCGAAGGAAUCUUCAACACCGAAGACGUCUAGGCAGAAGCUGAAGAGCGGCGUCGUGAUGUCAAAGCGCAAAGUUGAAGACAUGUCUGCGAACACGUCAGCCGAUCUCAGCAACCUAGCCGACCAUUUCGACGAUGAAUUUGGUCCCGCACCAGGCUACAUCGCUCAACCUGCAACCACCACUCCUCCUACCAGAAACGUCAGAAUCUUCUCAGACCGCACCGCACGCUUUGAGCACGUCUCUCCGCCUGCCCACGAGAUUACUGGUGACGACUCUCACGACGCCCUUGAGCACUACGGUCGCCCUCCUCUGCGUCUCGCAAGCGAUCCCGAAGUCUACGCUAAGUCGCGUUUCCUUGUCGACCACGGCAAACAACCUCAGCCAAAAGUCCUCGACAAAACCAUGACUCCCGAAAAGUAUCACGCCUUGAGCAAGGCCGAGAAACUCCGAUCCAAUCCUCGUACGCAGCAAUCAGCUCUAGGUGACCUAGAAAGCGAAGAUCGAGACCUCACCGCCGCCAUGAACGAACGCGAGGCCAUCGGCAAUCCGCCCGCCACUCCUGUUCUCCGCCAUGCUCGUCUCGCAACCCACCAACCUGCCGGCGCUCUCAACUCUUCCAUCUUCAACGACGCCGCGCGCUCAGUCGUUGGACUCCGUACAGCCACCGUUCUCGAGCUCCCUACCACCAACCCACUCACUUCUGAUUCCAACAACGCUCCCAAGCGCACCAAGACCUCCCACUCAACCAACCCGACUGCAGGCGGCCUCCCAAUCAAGUCCGAAGACGACCUGACUCCCGCUCGCGCUCCAGCUACGAUCCAGCCGAGCCAGAGCUUCAACAGCAUCGACGACGCCGACUUCCUGGCUGCGGAGGAGGAAGCAAAGGCCGUCUCUACACAGGAGGCUCUGGAUAUGGCACUCGAGGAGGUAGAGGCCUCCCUAGAGAAGAAGUCGAAGAAGUGA
Messenger RNA from Cyphellophora attinorum, 1605 nucleotides. RefSeq lists its product as uncharacterized. Bases 1 to 1605 code for a protein of 534 amino acids. The transcript has a single exon. NCBI's taxonomy places the organism in Eukaryota, Fungi, Ascomycota, Eurotiomycetes, Chaetothyriales, Cyphellophoraceae. The record is from RefSeq and is a predicted model, not a curated record.